Messenger RNA from Gopherus evgoodei (Goodes thornscrub tortoise), 2849 nucleotides. It is a transcript of the gene C8H1orf185, whose product is annotated as chromosome 8 C1orf185 homolog. The transcript is spliced from 5 exons. NCBI's taxonomy places the organism in Eukaryota, Metazoa, Chordata, Testudines, Testudinidae. The coding region runs from base 1 to 2334 and encodes 777 amino acids. The record is from RefSeq and is a predicted model, not a curated record.
AUGGCGGGCGCGGAGGCGGGCGCCAUGCUGAGGGCCGGAGGUUUCAUGUCGCUAGUACUAGCCCUGGUGCUAGCAGCGAGGCUCCCCGCGCUCGGCCGGCCGCCGCCGCCGCUGGGCCGACUCCUCGCCCUGUGGGAGCUGUGGCCAGGUUAUAUAAAAGAGUGUCAGCUACUAUCAAUGGUAACAGUAAACAAUUCUUCAAAUAAAAUAUCACAACUUGUGGACCCAGAACAAUCAACAUUGAAAAAAAAUCUUCUAAUUUCUCAUGGCGUUUGGCAGAACACUUCUACAGCUGGAAGAAAUUACAAAAUUUUUAAAACAAAAUCAGAAGCAACUAGAAGAAAAACUGACAAAUACAAGCACCAAUGGAAGCUGCUGAGAAAUAACAUUAUAAACAUUUUCAUGAAUCAAAACAAGCCACAACUAAUUACCAAUGAAGGCAUAAAAACACAAGUUUCCAAAAAGUGGACAGGAAGUGGAAAAAUAACUUCAACUGAAACAAAUGCAGAGCUAACAGAAAAAGCAAGAAAGAUCCUAAAGCUUGGGAAAACUGAAAAUACUAAGAUAAUAAGUCAACAUAAAAUUAAUUCACAUCUACAGAAUGAAUUUAAAAUUGUUGAAAAGAAAACUGCAAAUAAUAAAAGAAAUCAACUGCAAAAAAAGUUGUAUUGCAAUUCUUGUAUAUUUAACAAAUGCUUUGGAACUAAGCCAUCAUUGAUAAAUACGUUUUUGACAGCAAAUUGUCUAUCAACUGUUAAAGGAAAAUGUUGCAGAAAAAAUCUGAAAGACUUACAAAGCAUUUUGGUAUUAAAUUUAGUAAAAAAUCAGAUGGUCAAUGAAAGUAGUCAAAAUCAAACUAAAACAAUGACAAAGGAAAAAAAUAAAUGUACCAAUAAAAGAAUUUUAGCAUUUGUCAAACAAAAGGAAUUAGCUGAAAAGAGUUCUAAAACAUGGGACUGGGAAAGAAUAGGUGCAAUCAGCAGAGAUCAGCAUAAAAUAUUAACUGAUGCAAGAAAAGUGUUAAUAAGUGCAGAAAAGAAAAGUCAACAUACUGAACUUCAGAAAUAUGGACAUAUACCUAAAGAGUUUCAGGAAAUAACUGGAUCUGUAAACAAUAUACCAAGUGGAAUAAGCAGUUGGAAAAGAAAAUCAGAAGGAAUGUCUACUAGGCCUUACAGUAAAAACCAAAACAUUUUAAACUCAAUGAAACAAAGAUCAGCAGGAUUACAAAAGGGUCAACCAAAUAUGAAAGACAUAGAUGGAAUGUACACAACAGGAAAAUCAGACAAAAAUAACAGGAGCAUAGAUGUAUUGUUUAAUAGCUUGCCUGAAGUAGGAAUCAAAGUAAUACUUCAAGGUAAAGAGCAAAGAACUAAAACAACCCCAAAAUCUGUUGAUAAAAAUCAGAGAUUUUCUACACAAGCAAUGAUCCUGCAAAGAAGCAAAGAAAAUGUGCAGGAAAAGUGGUCAAUAUAUAAAACUGGUUCUUCUAGAACUCAUGAAAGAAAACAAGAUACUUUUAAAACUAAAGUUUCUAGAAAACAGAAAUGGAGAGGGAAUCCGGUUGAAGUACAUAUACCUAAAAAAGAAAGUACUGUGUUUAGAGUGGAAAGGUUGGAAUAUUCAUCCAGAAAUGACCACGUAGAACCUAUAAAGUUAAAUUCUGUCUUUCCAACCACAAAAUAUGCUGUAAGUGUUAAACAGGCAUUAUUUCCACCAGAAAUAGGACAAGCAAAGUCUUCAAGACACGUGGGAAAAAUGGUGACACAUAGCACGUCAACUUCAUGGAAGGUAAAACAGAAAUAUUUAAGCUUUGCUCAAAAGGAUUUAAAUAUUAAAGCUAGAAGAGCUGCUGUAUCAAACAAACAAACUGUGAAUAGUAAAUAUAAAAAAAUUAAUAAAAGAGAUUAUUUACCAAUAUCUUCAAUAUAUCCUUAUAAACAUACUUCUCAAAGUGUAUCUGAUGGUGAAAGAAGAAAACAAUCAACACAGGGUGAAAGUGUAAAGGUAUCUGUAGAUUUUGUGAACCACUUAGUCUCCGUUCUAGUAGCAGGUGCUACUAUUGUUGGAAUUGCCUUCUUUGCUUUGGGAUUAGCAGUGUUUUAUCUGUUUUAUAAAAGAAGGCAGCUUUUUCAGUUUCUCAGAACCAUUAUGAAAGAUGAAGAACUUCCAAACAAAUUUGUACCAAUUGAUGCUCAACAUGAUAAGCAUAUGUCUCUCUCUCAGAGUUUUCAUGUUGGAAAAUCACAGCUGCUGAAAGUAAUACUACAGAUGACUUUUGUUCCGGUACAAAAACAGUCGUGUGUAACAGCUCAGAUUCAGAGGUCAGCUUGAAUAUGCCAAGCAGGAGUUUGACUGUAAAUUCCAGGACUUCCUCAUUUACAUCUUCAUCCAGCAGGAGUAUAGGAACACCCUGUGACUGUUUAUCAGAUGAUUCCACUUCUCACCUUUCCCUCUCAAAUGAAAUUUUUACAGGAAACCUGAACUCAUACUUGUCAAGUAUUAACACAAAGAAAAGAGUUAUAAUUCCUGUUGUAUUUCAGUUAAACUACUCAUCCUGUGAUGAUCAAGAAAAUGAAAAUUCUACUAAAACAUUCCCACAGCUUGGAAAAGCAAGGAUUCCAAAGUCAAGACUUGAAGACAAUGCUGUCAUAUCUUCUCCCUUUAAUGAAACACUGACUGUAGUGAAAUCAAGUGAAGACAUAACCCAUCUACCCAUGUCUGAGUCAGCACGAAAAUCCAUAGGGAAUAUUUGCAAAUACCAUUCAUUAGAUUCCAGUUGUCUCACUGGUGGUGAUUGCGCUCGUUUCCCAGAACCAGACAAUGACUUGAAUGAAUAGACUGAAAAG